Drosophila eugracilis is the source of this 694-nucleotide messenger RNA. RefSeq lists its product as uncharacterized. Bases 101 to 646 code for a protein of 181 amino acids. The transcript has a single exon. The record is from RefSeq and is a predicted model, not a curated record. Lineage: Eukaryota; Metazoa; Arthropoda; Insecta; Diptera; Drosophilidae.
AAAAACGCAGCAGUUGGAAUAAGUUCGUUGGCCAGGGCGAAGCCCAAAUUAGUGCAACCACAGGCCAGGGCCAGAGCGGAUCAUCAAGAAACCUCCAGAGAUGCAGUUAAUCUAUAUCACGCUGGGAUUGGGACUGAUCUCCACUGCCCUUCAAGCAGCCAUUCUUCCACUGACCUUGGUUAAAAGCGCCAUAGAGUCGAAUCAAGCCCUGCCCUUGGAUACGGAGAAAUUUGGUUACCUGGAGCUAAGGCCCAAUGGUUCAUUGAUCCUCAAGAGAGCUCCCAAUCAGAGUGGCAGUAACCUACAGAACCUACUCAUGCUGAAGGGAGUUCUUCAAGCACUUAAGCUCAAUCCCUCCAAGAUUUCGGACAAUGGUGGCGAGACCAGAUUGGAAUUUAAAAUCUAUGGCGAUGGAGUGGAGCACAAGUUUCCGCCAAUCUUGGAAAAUAUAAUCCAACGCAUUCAAACUUAUUUUUCGGUUUACCGCUAUACGGAUACGAGCAAGCCCCUGCAGCGGGUUGAACUUACCACCAAACCGACGGAGGACAUUCCGGAAUUAACUACUGUAAAAGCGGAGGACGAUGAGGAUCUGAUAGUCAUAGGAGAGCAGGACGCCUACAUCACAGUGGGGGAUGAUACGGAUUAGUCAUCGCUCUAUUUAUUACGUAUUUAUUCCCCUAGCUAUGUAAGUCAA